This is a messenger RNA of Leguminivora glycinivorella, 3532 nucleotides long. RefSeq lists its product as uncharacterized. Lineage: Eukaryota; Metazoa; Arthropoda; Insecta; Lepidoptera; Tortricidae. The coding region runs from base 640 to 3285 and encodes 881 amino acids. The transcript has 4 exons. The record is from RefSeq and is a predicted model, not a curated record.
CGAUAAGCUGAUUUGACUUGUAUUUCGGAAAUAUGCCCAGUUGAUAACCCAGUAAGUCCGUGAUUUCAAGAUUUAAUUUAGAACUUAACACCACAAGUCCAUUUAAGGCAUCUGUUUUUAAUAUUACUUAGUGAAAGAACCACAUAAUAUAUAUUUAUAGGUUUUUAAUGCAGAGAUAUUUCUACUAAAUCAAACUAAACACACAACGUAGAACCAGUUACUAAUACUUACCCGAUAUUAGCUCAUUACGAUUUGAACCUUAAAAGUAAUCUGGUAAGAAUUAAAAUACGUUAGGAUCAUUUGUCGGAUUCUGCUUUUACGAUAUUAUUUAUUAAACGUACAACCUACUUCAAAGAGAAACCCAAUAAACAAACUUAUAGUACUUAUCUAAACCAAAUCUUUAAUAAAUAUUCGUUUAAGUCUAGUUGUUGGAUUCUCGCACGGGCCUUUAGCAAAUUUAUUUAAAAAGUGGUCCGGGGAAGAACCCAAUAAGCCUCAACAAGUAGCGACGCGAUCGCAAGCGCAGCGCUAGUCGAGCGGAGUGGCGUCGCUGCGUCGUUGCAUAUUUUAAUUGAAAAUAGCAGUUAAAAAGUUGUGUUUUAUAUAAAUGAAGGUUGUGUAUGUGUUCAAAGUUGUGUGAUGGGUGACCGAGCCAGAAAAUUAGUGCAGCUAGCCUGCAGUAACAAGCUAGAAACAGCGGGAUCAGGUGCUUCUGUUAACAGAUUUUCUAUGACUGGACCUAGUGUUUCAACGGCAAAUGAAAACAUAAGCUGUUAUCAGCGAAACAAUGAAGAUGUUUCAGAUGAUGACUCCUCCGAUCUUGAUGAAACGCAAAUAGAUAUCGCCGCCCAAAUGCACAAUAUUGUCAUCGAUGAUGAUAGUACGGCAGACUCGAAUGAUGAGACUGCUUUAUUUGGCAGUGACUAUUCCGAUGAAGAUCCUACUUACGUGCCAGAUUCUAAGGACUAUUCACCACAGCAAAUAGAUACCGACUUUGAUUUUAUUCCUGAAAGUCCGAAUGUUUCAUACACAGAGGAAGACUUUUUUAUGGUGCUAAUUGAUGAAGUUUUAGAUCGAGUUUGGAUUUCUGUAGAAGGACUUGACCAUUUAGUAGGAGCUCCUUAUGUUCUAGAUACAGAUUCGGAGAACGAAACACCUCAGCAAAAUGAUUACGACCAUGAUAUUAUUAUUCCUGAAAGUCCCAGCCCAUGCAAACAGCAGGAACAUUCCUUGCCUGGAGAAGCUGAUGAAUGUAUAGAAAAAGCUCCUUCUCAUGUUUCAGAUUCAGAGGACGAACCACCAAAAAUAUUAAAACCAACUGACUCUAGUUGCAAUAACAGCAUAAUCCCUGAAAGUUCGGAUGUUCGUUCUGAAGUAGAAGAUACUGUUUACUUAGUUUUAGAGAAUAUUUUAGACAGAGUUUGGAGUCGUGUUAAGCCUCUGAAACGACGUAAGCAAGCUAAGCCAUCUGAAUGGAAAGUCAAUAUCGCCAAAAAGCGAAAGAUGGAAGGACUACCUUAUGUGACCCAAGGCAUUAAGCGUCCUGCUAAAGUUCCAAAGCCUAUUGAAUGUGAUAAAUGCCAAUUCAAAUGUACUGAACAGUUUUCCGACGAAGAACGUUGCAGUUUGUGCCGUAAUUUCUACAGUAUGGAUUUCCGAGCAAGAAAGAACUUUAUUCUUUCUUGUUUAACAAUUCAGCCUGUUAAAACACGAAAAUUACAGAAGACAUCUAAUAAAAAGGAGCGUUCAUUUAGUAAAAAAUGUUUCUUCCAGAAAGACAAUGACAAAAUCCAAGUUUGCCAAAAAUUUUUCAUGGCUACAUUGUGCAUUAGUGUAGAUGUCAUAACCGAUGCUGUGAACAAAAAGGAUUCAUUGGGAUUGUAUGCCGGGGAUGAUCAACGUGGCAAGAAAAGCCCACCAAAUAAAACUAAAAGGGAAGAUGUCCAACAGGUCAAGAAUCACAUAGAGAGCUUUCCUGUAAUGGAUAGUCAUUACUGCCGUAAAGAUACUAAGAAAAAAUAUCUUUACCCGGACGCGAAAUCAGUUGUGAACAUGCACGGAUUGUAUGUAGAUUUUUGUAAAGAGAAUAAUGAAAAUCCAGUUUCAGAGUCAAAAUACCGGCAUAUUUUUAACGAGGAGUACAAUUACAGCUUUUACAGUCCCAAAAAAGACCUAUGUAACGUUUGUUCAAGGUACAAAAAAGCACAGUCGAAAGAAAAGCUAGAAGAAGAAUACCAAGAGCAUAUACAACGAAAAACGGUCUGUCAAAACGCGAAAGACACUGACAAAGCUCGUGCUAAUGUAGACGAAACGUUCAUGUCAAUAACUAUGGAUUUACAGGCAGUUUUGCAAAUACCUUAUGGCGGAGAAAGUCUACUGUACUACAUGAGAAAAUUAGUUCUAUUCAAUUUUACCAUUUAUGAAGCUAGUCUUCCAAAUAAUGCUUAUUGUCUUUGCUGGAGUGAAAUAAAUGGUAAUAAAGGCAGUUGUGAAAUCGGAUCAUGCCUUUACUACUACUUGUCUCAAUUGCCUGAAACCGUGACAGAAUUAAGCAUUUUUUCGGAUACGUGCAGCGGUCAGAACCGAAACCAAUACAUUUCUGCUCUCUUAAUCUGGGCAGUACAAAAGAUAGACCACCUACAAAUAAUUGAGCAAAAGUUUCUUGAAAGUGGCCAUAGCCACAUGGAAGUAGAUUCGAUGCAUGCAGCUAUUGAACAUGCCUCGAAAAACUUAUCAAUUAAUAGCGUUUCUGAUUGGAAAAAUGUCUUUAAAUUUUCUAGAACUAAAAAAACAAAGUACGUUACCAAUGACGAAGGAAAGAAAAAAAUUGAAAUUGAUAGCUAUAAAGUGAAAGAGUUUAAAUUUAACGAAAUGUUGGACUUGAAAAAGCUCAGUGCUGCUAUAAUGAAUAAUAAAAACAAAGAUACCACGAAUGAGGCUGUAAACUGGCUGAAAAUUAAAAGGAUUCGGUAUGUAAAAGGUGAUUUUAAAAUUUACUUUAAUUACGACAUGUCUGAGGAUUUUCGUCAGUUAGAUAUUUCAUAUAAAAAACCAAAUACACCGAGAACAAGAGCUAAGAGACAGUCUAACCCACCAUCCGUUGCAAUGCCAUGGCCAGAAGAGUUAGAGGAAAGAUACAGCAGCCAGUUACCUAUAAGCAUUGCUAAGAAAAAAGAUUUAGAAACCAUGUGCCGGAAACAAAUUAUACCUGAGGAGUACCAUGGAUGGAUAAGAAGCUUAAAAACAUUUGUCGGCAACGCACCAAAUCAUUCAGAUGAAGAAUAACACCAUUCUGACUGGUAGAUUAACUUCUUUUGUUUUAGUUUUUUAUGAGUAAUAAACCCUCUUAGUAACAAUAACGGCUUUUUUAUUUUUUCGUAAACCCAAUAAGUCGACACCUUUUGGUAAAAAACAUUUUCCUACAGGAAAACUACUUGAGUUACGUAACUAAAACACAAAUUUAUUUAAAGUGGAUUAAAUUACCAUACAGAUAGAAGUUAUACAACUGGUUAUUUAUUUGUCGAAAGUAGUG